AUGCUUGCAAAAAUCCAUGGCAGAAUUAUCAAUGUUUACAAUGAUCAAUCAUCAUCAUCAUUCAAGUAUAAGGAAACAUUGAAUGAUAGCUCGUACAAGCAUCACUAUAUUCUCCACCACGGAAACGGAGAAUGGCAACGAGUCGAGCCCAAAAAUAUUAUGAAUAACAUCAUAAUUGACACGGAUUUAUUUGAAUAUCAGUCCAUCAUGACCAAUCCUUCACGUUCCUUCCCUAUCUUCUUAGAUUUCCUUAAAAAACAGAAGGCUGAGAAACAGAUCAUCACUUCUGUGGAGAUGCUCAAUCCUGAAAACGGUGAUACACCGGAUAAAUUGUUUCAGUUGCUUUUGAAACGCUUUCACUCGCAUCAAAAUGAAUGCUCCCAGGAAGAUGACAAAAAUGGGGAAAAUUCGAAUUUGAAAUCGAUGUUGGAAAUGAAUAUAUAUAUAUGGAAAUGGAUAGAAGACCUCAAUAGCCGAAAUUUUAGUCCCAUCUUCUACUUGAACAUCAUCAAAAACAACUCGCCCAACCAAUGGAUACGCAAUUUUGUAAUACUUGAAAUAUACGACCGAUUAACUGAGGAGUCCAAUGAAAUCGGUAGUAUACAAAAAGAGUUGGAUAAAAUAGCCGAGGGAAUGCCAUCUCUCUUGCCUGUUUUACGAGAUCGGGUUGUCACAUCCGACAGCUGUGCCGCGUUACAACCCCAGAAUUUGUUGCGGCUUUUAAAAACGAUAGCGAAAGACUGCGGACAAAGUGAUGGAAUUACAAGACAACAAUGGCCGGAGCUUCAACAACUGCCUCUCAGCGAUUGGUAUUACCAUUUAAGAAGCAAAGUGUUGGAAAAGAAAGCCAUCAGCGAUUCGAGUAAUCCUGAAGCCGUUUACAAGUUACUGGAACUCGAAUUCGAAAACGAUCCGAACUUGAAAACUUUGCUAAAUACUCCUAUCCAAAAACGUGUCGAAAGAAACAUUGACGAUAUCAUAAAGACGAUGACAGAGGAUAAACCUAAGCUGGAAGUUCGACAGAGCGUAGCAUACACAAAGAUGUUGCGUGGCAUGAAAGAAAAGGUGGAGAAAUCUAAACAAAAGCCAUUUGACGACAAACCGGAUGAAGAAAGAAUAAAGAAAUUGAUCAGCAAAUGGCAAACGAAAGGUUUAAACGAUACUUCUUUUUUCGAUUUUCUCUACGUCUUUGAUUACGCCGUACAGAAAACGUGCACGAAGGAAGGAGACAAACAAAUAUUUCAACUACGUGACACCCAGAGAGUGGCGAUCCUUACAUUGCUGACAUCCAAAGAAAAAACUACGUUAACACAAGUAUCAACUGGUGAAGGUAAAUCGCUUAUCGUCGCGGGUGUCGCAAUUGCGUUUGCCCUUGGUCGAAACCAAGAAAACAAGAGUAAGAACGUAGACGUUAUUACAAGUAAUGACGUGCUGGCUCACCGUGAUUCCAUGCUGUUGGUAACCGAUGGUGGACUGCGGAAUCUUUACGAAUAUUUCAAUGUCAGUGUAGCAAACAAUUGCAGCCAAUCGGUCGACGAACGAACACAAGCCUACAAUGCAGCAGUCGUUUAUGGACAAUUGGCAAAUUUCCAGCGAGAUUAUUUGCUGGAUAAAUUCUACGAUCACAACAUCCGCGGUGACCGCACCAUGGACUUUGUCAUUAUUGAUGAAGUCGAUUGCAUGUUGCUCGAUCGCGGUAACAAUACGCUAUACCUAUCGCACGACAUCCCUGGCAUGGAGAUGCUCGAAUCUCUUUACGUUUUUAUUUGGGAAAAGAUACGCAGCCCUUCCUUCGGAUCGGAUAAAUUAAACAUAAGGGAAUCCGUCAAAUCAGCCGUUCUGUACGACCUUUACGGUGCUAUAACUAAAGGCGAUUUAGAAUCGAUUCACAACCCAUUGAAGGACCAACCAUCGGAAAAGAAUGCGCUCUGGGAUCACUUAAUUGAAACAAAAGUAAUCGACCCACAAGGACGACUGUUGAUGGAAGACAAGAUUGAAAACAUCAGAUUCAAACAACUUUUGGAUCCCAAAAUUAUCUUUUAUCUCCGUAACGUGGCAAAACGUGAGCGGAGUAUUCGAAUACCUGAGCAUUUGAUGUCCUUUGUCGAUCGUCAUCUCCACAAUUGGCUGGACAAUGCCAUGCAGGCACUGGAACUCAGACGAGACGAGGACUACGUCGUCGAUCAAGACCGAACAGACACUAGUCCGGAUCUCAAUCCUCAAGUGAUUAUCAUCGACCAGGAAACUGGGGUGGAUCAGACUUCGUCGCAGUGGGAUGGAGCACUGCAUCAAUUUAUUCAGCUAAAGGAAGGAUGUAAAUUGACGCCACAAAGUAUAAAAGCCUAUUUCAUUUCUAAUGCAAGAUACAUCAAGACUUAUGAAAAGGCGGCAGGUGUUUCGGGUACGCUGGGAUCCGUAACAGAAUCACAGUUCAUGCAAAGAAACUAUGAAAAUCUUCAGUUUGUCAUCCCAACAGCUUUUCAAAGAUGUUUCUACUUGAAACCAACGCAAGUCUUUAAAUCAAAGGACGACUGGCUCGAUGCCAUCGUCAAAGAAGCACGACAGAUUAUUCAACCUAAAGAUCAAGCUAAAGCUCGUUCUCUUGUCAUCUUCUGUCAAUCAAUCAAAGAUGUGAAAGUUAUUCACCAAGACCUUACAAAUGCAUUAGGAUCAGAACGCAAUGAUAACCACAUCCAUUGCUACACACGUGAUUAUGAAAAGUUUGCUUUCGAAGGUAAAUCACUUAAAAUUGGUCAAGUGAUCGUCGCCACUAACUUAGCGGGCAGAGGCACCGAUAUCAAAAUAAGCGAGAAGUUGAGAGAAAACGGAGGUUUGCACAUUUGUCUAACUUUCCUGCCGAAAAAUGAGCGAAUUAAAGAGCAGGCGAUGGGACGUUCUGCUAGAAAUGGAGCACCUGGAAGUGGAGUCUUCAUCUUGUACGAAGAAUCAGAAAAGGAAUGGGGUGCAGAAAAAUGGUUCAGCAUGAAGGAGGAGCGUCAAUGGAGAGAAAAACAACGAAUAUCCCGUUUGCAAAAAGAUUUCGAGACAAUGUACCAGGAACAACAAAUUUUUGAUGAUUGGUCGAAAAAAUAUACCAAACUGAAGCAAGAACUGAAAAACCAAAGACGUGAUGGUCAGGAAAUUAAAACAAUCUGCGAGAAUGUGCUGGAUGAUUUUUCUUUUUGGCUUGACCAAUUGGAGGAUUAUCGUGAUCAGCUCUCUAUGGGUGAAUUUGAAAUUUUCCGUGCUGAAUUUAAGUUGCCAGACAUCGGUGAGAUGAAGGACACUAGUUGGAUGACGCCAGUUCGCUCCGUCGCCAUGGCCAAACAUAUGAUUACGCAAAUCGACACAAAAAAAAAGAAAAAAUCUCUGAUUACGCAAAUCGACAAAGAAAAAAAGAAAAAAUCUCUGUCGAAAGCAGGUGAAAUUCUGAAUCGAGUCAUCGCUUCAAAGGAUAGUUCUUUGUAUCCAGCUGCUCAUUACUACCUUGCUUUCAUUUUGUUUGAAGAGGAUUUUGAGGAUAACAAAGACAAAGUCAUUCAAAUUGUGCAAACGUGUGAAACUAUUUUGAACACUCACAUAAACAGGCACUUGUCCUUUUAUCGCAAAGUUCCCCGUGCAGCGCCUGAGCAAACCCCGUCGUUCUGCGUCGUCGACGCCUAUAAACAGCAAAAAAACAAUAUGGUGAAGAUCCUCGAAUAUUUCAUCGGUUCCGUCCGGGCUUUACUUGGCAGUCAUUAUUGCUCAGCCUCUAAUCUCAAGGAAGCUGGGCGAGAUCCCCCCGAAAAACUUGGAGUCGUCAAAAUGAAAAUGAAAAAAAUUCUAACAUCUAUACAGAAACAAAAUGCUUCCCAUUUCCCGCGUUUUCAGAAAAAAGGAAUGAUGAACCUAAAUGCCACAAAAUUGAUCCCGAAAAAGCGGACAAACUCUUUCAAUCGCUGGUCAAAGAAGAGUGCAUCACCUGUCAGCUCAACGACAUUCAUACAGUCCCUAAUUUGA
Messenger RNA from Daphnia magna, 3999 nucleotides. RefSeq names its product protein translocase subunit SecA-like. Lineage: Eukaryota; Metazoa; Arthropoda; Branchiopoda; Diplostraca; Daphniidae. Gene Ontology annotation, biological process: protein import; protein targeting. Gene Ontology annotation, cellular component: membrane. The transcript has a single exon. Gene Ontology annotation, molecular function: ATP binding; ABC-type protein transporter activity. The coding region runs from base 1 to 3999 and encodes 1332 amino acids. The record is from RefSeq and is a predicted model, not a curated record.